AUGACAAAUAUUCCAUAUAGAAUUAAAGGUAGUUUUAUUUACAAUGAUGUAUUAAAAGUGAUUUGUAUGGAAGUAGUUAUUUUAUCAAAAAAUUUGUAUACAUGUCGAAAAAAAUAUAUGGAAUAUGUUAAAAAUGUGGAACUAAAACAAUCAAAAAAAGAUAUAAUAAUAAAUAUAGACAAAUCUGGAAAAACUAAUAACAAUAAUAACAAUAAUAACAAUAAAAAUAACAAAAAUAUUGCAAAUUUAUCUUUUUAUAAUUUAAUUAAACAAUAUGAUGAACUUAUUAAUAAUUUAGUAAAUUUAUAUAAUAACCAUAUUGAUAUAUAUAUUGAAUUUUUGUAUAUACUUAUAAUAAAUACCAAUCUUUUUAACCAUUUUCUUUACAUUUGCACAUAUGAUAGUGGCAAUAAAUAUAAUUCACUUCUCUCCCUUAUUCACAAACAUUUUAUAACAAUUAUUAAAUAUUAUCAUUUUUAUAAUUCUCACACUUAUUGCAACUAUUUCUGCACAAAAUUUAAGAAUCUGUGUAACCCCCGGGCCCCCAAAAAAGGGACGGGCGACGCAACCAGGUCAACUUCGGAUGGAGAUCUCCUUCAUGAAACCUCAAAAAAGUGUAAUAAAAAAUGCAAUGAUAUUAGUGAUUCAUAUAUGAGCUUAAGCUCCGAAAAUAUUUUUUCAAAAAUAAAAAAUAAUGAAUAUAAAAAAGUUGGUGUUAAGAUAUGUUCCAUUCCUAUACAAAAUGAAGACACAAAUAAAAACGAGUUUAGCAUAAAUAAAAACGAUUUCGACACAAAUAAAAACGAUUUCGACACAAAUAAAUAUUUUAAGUUAAAAAAAAUAAUGCUAAUAUUUGAAAAAUUAACUAAUGAACACUUAUAUAUUUUAUUGUAUUUUUCUUUAUCUAUUUUACCUACUAUUUUUCACACAUAUCUAACAAUCAAAUUUUCAAAAAAAAAAAAAAAUAAUAAAAUUAAUUCAUAUUUAAUAAAUACAUUAAGACAAAUCAAAUUCGAAAUAACAAAUACAUUAACAUUAAAAACAAAAAAAAAUGAUUUUAGCAAAUUUAAUACAAAUUUUUGGAACUACAUAAAUAACAUUAACCUCGAUGCAAUAAAUAAAAAAUGCAAAAAUUGUGGAAAAUGCGAAAAUUACAUUUCUACGAUAAAUAAUAAAAUGAAAAUGUUACACACCCUCGAAUUUCACACAGAUCUAAUGACUCGACAAGAUGCAAAUGUGACCAAAGGAAAGCGGACUGAAAAUGUGAGAGAAACGAAACGAGAUGUUGAAAAUGGAGGUGAAAAAAAUGAAGAAGGUAAAGAAGGUGAAAAAAACGCUGAAAAUGGAGAUGAAAAUGGAGGUGAAAAUGGAGGUGAAAAUGAAGAAGGAGAAGACGUGGAAACGUUAGAACAGCUACUAAAAGAUAAGAUGCAAGUAAAAAAUAUAUAUAAAUAUAUAAAAAAAAAAAAAUAUACAUAUAAUUGUAAAGGUUUUGAAAAUAUCAUUAAAAGUGUAAGCAUAAUAAUAGAAUAUAAUAUAUAUUCUUUUUUUAUUAACAAGAUUGGAAUGUCAAAUUAUGUUGGAAAAAACAAUUUAAUAAUAAAUAAUUUGAAUAUAUAUGAUGAAAAUAACAACUAUAUUAUUGUACGAGAAUUAAAAAAAGACAAUACUCUAAUACAUAAUGAAUAUAUAAAAAAAAAAAUAAAAAAAAAUAAAAUAUAUACAUAUAAAAUAUUGAAUAACAAAAUUGAAGCAUUAUUAAAUACUAAAGAAUUUAUGGAAAAUAUAAAAAAAGAAAAAGGGAAUAAAUAUGAAAAAGAUAAAAAAAAAAAAUUAGACUUUUUUUACAUAGGAACUGAAAAUAAUAAUGAUUGUAAUAUAAUAAAUAACCAAAAUAAUAUCUAUGAUGAUAUAUUUAAAUGUUUUAAAAAAAAAACAAAUACAGAUAUUUUAGAAUCAGAUAUAGAUUCAUAUAAAGAUAGUAAUUCUAGUGAAAAUCUAAUUUUUUAUGAAAAAACAAAAAAAUAUUUUUAUAAAAAUAAAUUAAACAUUGAUUAUUUUACUUAUUUUAUUACAACCUCAUUUUAUAUUUUUAUACAUUUUCAUAAUAUCUAUUUUUCUUCAACAUUUUUUAAUAUCUUUCUUACAUUUUCUAUUAAAUUGGCAUAUAAAUAUACGCAUAACACAAAUUACCUUCCCUCUUCUAAUUUAACAAAUCAAGACAACACCUCUCCAGAGAUAUCCCCAGAUGAGAUGGGGUCAGAAACAGUUCCACUUGUUAAAAUUCCAAUGAACAAUUUUUUAGAAAAAUAUCAAAAUAUAAAAAAAAAAAAAAAAAAAAAAUUGGACAAAUUGGGAUAUAAAAAAAAUGAUAAUUAUUUUACAAAUAAAAAAUCUUUAUUAAAUACAUUCGAAAUUAUUGUAAAUUCAUUUUUGGAUGUAUGUAUAUCCUUAUGUAGUAUAAAUUUUAAAUGUAUACAUGCUAAACAUAAUCUUUUAAAUAAAAAAUAUAUUUUAAAUAAUAUAUAUUACUAUAAUAAGGUUAUUAGCAAAGGAUACGAUGAAAUAGAGUUGUACAAUCAUGAUUUGCAAAAUUAUAAAAAUUUCAUAAAUGGCUAUCUUUUAUAUUUUUCGGAAUUAAAAAAAAGUGAGUUGUUUAAAAAUGCAUUCAUUAAUAAUGGCCAAGCUCGGAAAAGGGACGAAGAAAAAGAAAAAAAAGAAAAAAAAGAAAAAAAAGAAAGCGUAGCAAACGUAGCAAACGUUGCCAGAAUAGACGGCCCCAAGUUGGCAGAAAAUGGCAAACAGUAUGAGAAACCCCAUUUAGAAAGAAAUCACAUUAAUAUGAAUAAAGAAAAGGAAAUAAUUAAAAGAUUUAUAGAAAAUGGAUGUAUUUAUGAUAAAGAGUGUAAAGAUAGUGAAGAAGAUAUAUCUUCUGAUAAUUGUGAUAUUUUAUUAAGCAAUUAUAGUGAUAAAAGCUUAAUUUUUUUAAAAAAAUGUAAAAAUAAAAUAAAAAAAAGAAUAUACAUUAAUGAGAAUAGCAUUAUAAAUUUAUUAAUGAAUAUUGGAUGUUUAUUUAUGAAUAAUAUUAAAUAUAAUUCUAGAUUUGUUUUCAAAAUUUUAGACAAAAUGAAAAAAAAUGUCGAAAUAUCGAAAAAUAAAGAUAAAUUCUUUAACUAUAUGCACACUGUUUUUUUCUCUGUUUAUAAUAAUAACAAUGUUGAAAAAAAAAAAAAAAAAAAAAAAAAAUUUGCCAUUUUUAAAUAUAUACAAUCAAUAUUUUUUAUCGUUUUUUUUUUUUUAUAA
This is a messenger RNA of Plasmodium yoelii, 3303 nucleotides long. RefSeq names its product conserved Plasmodium protein, unknown function. Lineage: Eukaryota; Apicomplexa; Aconoidasida; Haemosporida; Plasmodiidae. Bases 1 to 3303 code for a protein of 1100 amino acids. The record is from RefSeq and is a predicted model, not a curated record. The transcript has 3 exons.